AUGUCAGGCAAAGCAAAGAAUGUUUCCGUCGUUGAGCCAUACGGUAACCCUGCGCCCUUUGCGGAGCCGGCGUGGUACAAUACCCUGGCUUCUCCUUACUACGAUGAUAGCCAUCGAAGGGUGAGGGACUACGUGCGCAAGUACAUUGAGGAGCACAUCGCGCCCAACAUCCAAGAAUGGGAAGAGAAGGGACAUGUCCCCGAUGAAGCGAGAGUCCACUUUGCCAAAUCAGGCCUGGCUUUUCCAGAGUUGCCGCGUCAAUAUGCUGGCGAUAUUUCAUUGCCAGGAAACGUUCCAGCUGAGAAAUGGGAUAUCUUUCACUCGCUUGUUGUCAGCUAUGAGGCCAGUAGAAUAUGGGCUGCUGGCGUGUCCGUGGGACUCAACGGCGGCACCACAAUCGGCGUACCUCCAGUCAUCCAUCAUGGCACGGAAGAGCAGAAGAGGUGGUGGCUUCCUGGGCUUGUCACUGGGAAAACGAGCUUUUGUCUCGGCUGCACCGAGCCUACUGGUGGCUCCGAUCUAGCGAAUUUGAAGACCACGGCGAUCAAAUCCGAUGACGGAACAAAUUACACAGUCAACGGCCAUAAGAAAUGGAUCACUGGUGCGAUACGUGCGAGCCACAUGACAACUGCUGUAAGGACUGGAGGCCCUGGAAUCAAGGGUAUCUCAGUCCUGGUCAUUCCUCUCGAUCUUCCCGGUGUUUCUCGACGCAAGAUCAGUAAUAGUGGAUGGAACGCUGGGGACAGUACAUGGGUGACACUGGACAAUGUCAAAGUGCCCGUCAACCAUCUCAUCGGGCAAGAGAACGCCGGGUUUCAGUACGUUAUGACCAACUUCAACAAAGAACGAUUUAUCCUUGCUGUACUCAUGAACGGCCAGGCCAGAAUUUGCUUGGAAGACGCCUGGGCAUAUGCCAUAGACCGCCACACAUUCGGCAAGCCACUCAUGUAUCAUCAGAUCAUUCGACAUAAGCUCAUCACAAUGGCGCGCUACAUCGAGUCGCAUUGGGCUUGGCUCGAGCAGAUUGCGUAUCAUGCUCAUACUACCGGCUCCAUGGGCACGGAACUUGCAUCGAGGAUCGCCAUGGCCAAGAUUCAUGGCGGACGCCUUCUAGAGCUCGCAAAUCGAGAGGCACAACAGAUAUUUGGGGGUGCUGGGUACCAGCGUGGCGGCGUUGGGGCUCGAGUCGAACAGAUCAGCAGGGACCUUCGAGUAAAUAUAGUGGGAGGUGGAAGUGAGGAGAUUAUCACGGACUUGGCUGUUCGGCAAGAAAUUGGUGCAGCUGUAAAUAGGGGCGCCAAGUUAUGA
Colletotrichum fioriniae is the source of this 1308-nucleotide messenger RNA. RefSeq lists its product as uncharacterized. Gene Ontology annotation, molecular function: flavin adenine dinucleotide binding; acyl-CoA dehydrogenase activity. Lineage: Eukaryota; Fungi; Ascomycota; Sordariomycetes; Glomerellales; Glomerellaceae. The record is from RefSeq and is a predicted model, not a curated record. Gene Ontology annotation, cellular component: cytoplasm. Gene Ontology annotation, biological process: fatty acid beta-oxidation using acyl-CoA dehydrogenase.